Schistocerca serialis cubense is the source of this 2480-nucleotide messenger RNA. RefSeq names its product atypical protein kinase C (gene aPKC). Lineage: Eukaryota; Metazoa; Arthropoda; Insecta; Orthoptera; Acrididae. The transcript has 13 exons. The coding region runs from base 420 to 2042 and encodes 540 amino acids. Gene Ontology annotation, biological process: protein phosphorylation; establishment or maintenance of cell polarity. Gene Ontology annotation, molecular function: protein binding; zinc ion binding; diacylglycerol-dependent serine/threonine kinase activity. The record is from RefSeq and is a predicted model, not a curated record.
CGGGCAAUAGUUGGUGUGUGCUGUGUAGUGUUCCGCGCGUAAUUUCCGCGUCUGGCAGUGUGUCGCGUGUGUGUACGUGUGUGUGAGUGGGCGGGGAUGUCUGGGAGCACAGGGUGACAACCGAAAUCCUGCGCAGGCACCGUCGAGUCGCCAUUGGACUGAGAUCUAACGAAAUUUUAUUAGAAGAUAACAACUGUAUCGUGCAAAAAAGUCCUACUAACCUCGACUUUGGACGCAAAGUUUUUCGGCAUAGUAACCAAAGAACAGAGGACAUCUGAGGUCCUUUCCUCCAUUAAAGCAAAGCGUCAACUCUCAGCGAGUGAAGUGUCUCACGAAUUGUUAACUCGAGGAGGACGUUGCGGGGACAGGUAGCACAGUGGGUGUGUUGUCGAGUGAUGUGCAGUGGAGUGCAGUGAAAGAUGGGCUGCAGCCCCGUGAGCCUGGAGACGCUGCUGCCGCGCUGCCUGUGCGCGCUCAGCCCGGCCAAGAUCCUGCUGCAGGGCGUGGCCGGCGCCGCCGGGGGACACCUCGAACGCCCAGUUUUUCCCAAUGCGCCAUCUGCCCCCGGGAUGCCUUGCCAAGGAGAAGACAGGAGUAUAUAUCGACGAGGUGCUCGGAGAUGGAGGAAGUUGUACCGGGUCAAUGGACACAUCUUCCAGGCGAAGCGGUUUAAUCGACGAGCGUUUUGUGCCUUUUGUCAAGAUCGUAUUUGGGGUCUGGGGCGCCAAGGCUUCAAGUGCAUCCAGUGCAAGCUCUUGGUGCACAAGAAAUGCCACAAGUUGGUGCAGAAGCCCUGCAGCAGUGAGCAAGUUGAGCCCAUUGUUAAGGAGGAGCACAAUGGAGAAACCCCGACAAUCAGUACACCUACAUCAGAGCUGUUACCAGAUUUGAAAGAAUUUCCAGAACCACCACUAGAUCUUACAUCAGACUCUGUCCCUGUUGAAGAUCCAACAAAGACUGAUGAGGAGUCUCUGGAGCCAGGAUCACAAAGACAGUACUCCCUUAAUGAUUUCGAGCUGAUUCGUGUUAUUGGUCGUGGGAGCUACGCCAAAGUUCUUAUGGUUGAACUGAAGAAGACACGUCGUAUAUAUGCUAUGAAGGUUAUUAAGAAGGCACUCGUCACUGAUGAUGAGGAUAUUGACUGGGUGCAAACAGAGAAGCAUGUGUUUGAAACAGCAUCAAACCAUCCCUUCUUGGUGGGCCUGCACUCGUGUUUCCAAACACCGAGUCGGUUGUUUUUUGUUAUUGAGUUUGUACGUGGAGGUGACCUGAUGUUCCACAUGCAGAGGCAACGUCGCCUUCCAGAAGAACAUGCUCGUUUCUAUGCAGCAGAGAUCAGUCUUGCUCUCAACUUCCUGCAUGAUAAAGGCAUAAUUUAUCGUGAUCUGAAACUUGAUAAUGUGCUCCUUGAUCACGAAGGCCAUAUCAAAUUGACUGAUUAUGGUAUGUGCAAGGAAGGUAUCAGACCUGGUGAUACCACUUCAACAUUCUGUGGAACACCAAAUUACAUCGCUCCAGAAAUCCUCCGUGGAGAGGAUUAUGGCUUCAGUGUUGAUUGGUGGGCACUUGGAGUCCUGCUUUAUGAGAUGUUAGCUGGUAGAAGUCCAUUUGAUAUUGCUGGUGCAUCUGAGAAUCCAGAUCAGAAUACUGAAGAUUACCUUUUCCAAGUUAUCUUGGAGAAGACGAUUCGUAUACCUCGCUCACUUUCUGUGAAAGCUGCAUCUGUGCUCAAAGGUUUCCUAAAUAAAAACCCGGCUGACAGAUUAGGCUGUCAUCGAGAAACAGGUUUCAUGGAUAUUGCAAAUCAUCCAUUCUUCAAAAGCAUAGAGUGGGAAUUGCUUGAGCAGAAGCAAGUGGCUCCCCCGUACAAACCUCGCCUCGAGUCGGACCGAGACCUGGCCAAUUUUCCUCCAGAAUUCACCGAUGAGCCUGUUCACCUCACGCCUGAUGACACGCGGGUGAUUGAGAAGAUCGACCAGUCCGAGUUCGAGGGCUUCGAGUACGUGAACCCGCUGCUGAUGUCGCUGGAGGACUGCGUGUGACGACGCGGGCGAGGAGUCCCGGCCCCCGGCGCGGGGGCGGCAGCGCGGCCGCGGGCGGCGGCGGGCCCGCUGCUUCUGUGCCUGCCGCUGCCGCUGCCGCUCUAGCGGCGUCAGCGUCGCUGCGCGCCGCGUUAUCUGGAUCCCUGGCCCUCUUGUCCCCGUCUCGCCCGCCCCCACCCCCACCACUACACACUCUCACUGUCCCGUGUGCGCCGGAGGACUGCUCGACACUCGCACCCUAAAACUACUUUGCCGCCCGCGUGUUCUCUCUGCUUCUACGGCUCACGCAUUCAGGCCUAAUUUUUUCCUGCACAGUCACUCAGAAACAAACAAAAAAAUCAAUGGAGGCUAGCUCUGUCAUAAUGCUAUUGUUAUACUGUAAAAAAAAGGAAGUGUGAAGCAAGAAAGGAUGUUCUCGAAGAGAAGUGUAUUUAAAAA